This is a messenger RNA of Paramecium octaurelia, 802 nucleotides long. NCBI's taxonomy places the organism in Eukaryota, Ciliophora, Oligohymenophorea, Peniculida, Parameciidae. The record is from the annotation of a GenBank genome assembly.
AUGAUAUUAAUUCCAGGUUAUAAUCCAGGGUAAUUCACUUUAAAAGGAACCAACACCUACUUAAUGGGAACUGGCAAGGCAAGAAUCCUUAUAGACACAGGUGAAGGCAAAGAACAAUACAAAAUGCAUUUAAAACAAAUUGUUGAUAAUGAAUAAUGCGAAAUAACAAUUGUUCUUAUAACUCACCAUCAUCAUGAUCACAUCGGUGGAAUCUCUUAGGUGCUUGAAUUAUUUCCAAAUGCUUAAGUCUAUAAAAAUUUAGAUCACAAUUUGCAAAAUGAUAAGCUCUAUCCAUUUAUCCCACUUUAGGAUGGUUAAAUUUUCUAAGUUGAAAAUUGCACAAUCACAGCCAUUUCAUAACCAGGACAUUGUGUUGAUCAUUUUGGUUUCAUGACUUCUAACUAAGAAUGGUUUUCAGGAGAUUGCCUAUUGGGAGGCUCUUCUUCUUACAUAGAAAAUGUGAGAUAGUAUUUGUAAAGUAUGGAAAAAAUAUCAAACAUGAAUAUGUAUUUCUUAUCCCUAAUCUCUAAGAAAGACAAUCUAUCCAGGUCAUGGAUAAACUAUAAUUGAGGGAGCUUAAGAAGCAAUCUAGAAAUAAAUUCAACACCGAAAGAAUAGAGAAUAACAAAUUUACUAAGCGAUUAAUGGAUAGUCAAUUGAGGAAAUCAAAUAAAUUGUGUAUCCAGAUGAUAAGGAUGCUUACAUGCUGGAAAUUGUCAAGAUUGUCGUUUAGGCUCACCUAAAUAAACUCAUUGAAGAUAAACUGGUCAUUUGCAAAGAUGAUCUAUUUUAUAAAUGCUGA